GACACCCGCUCACUGCAGAAGCGAGCCAACGUGGGUGGUCAUGCUUCUUACAUGUAGUAAAUGGUGUAACUACAGCUUUUCAUGCCUACAUUAAUAUAGUAAUUUAAAGAGCCAAAAUGGCGGACUCCAAGGAGGUGAAGCUGAACUUUAUCCUGAAAGAGCUGACUCUUUCCUCUCAGCCUGAAGCUGUCGAUGUUCCCGGCAGCUCGUCCAGUGUGGAGCUGCGGGACAACAAACUGGUGUGUGUGGAGUAUCCGGCGGUGGUCGCCAGUGUGGACAAGAUGCUGCAGACUCUCGGGGGUGAAAAGGCAGUGUCCAAAACCUAUGCUCACCCCAACAGGCGCCUCGAGAUGCGCUACCGACCUCAGGACCCUUUCUGUCACUCUCUGUGUGGAAACCGCUUCCCAUCAAGCAACCUUGUCCUCAGAGUGCGCCGACGGGUGCGGAAAAAGGACCCCAAGGACGCUGAGAUCCACAUGGAUAUCCUCGGAGUCAUAGGAACGACAUACAAAUUCCAGGGGAUGGCAGACUUUCAGUACCUCGCUGUGAAUUCAGAAGGAGAAAAAGAGACGUCUUUGUAUGACAAAAUCAUCCUCCGCAAAUCAGAGAAUCAGGAGUUCUUUGAGAAGCCCAUGCCCUUCUUUCUUCCUCCCGCCAGCUUCUCACGCCUCGACAGUCCUGUGGAUUAUUAUUACCGGCAUGACCAUGUCUAUCAAAAGUCACUCCAGGAGCCCCUCAGCAGCAAGAACUUCAUUGGUUGGAGUCGAGCUCGUCGGCCCCACAAUGCCAUUUUUGUCAGCUUCACUGAUCCCACCGUGCCCACAGAGUGCCUCGAGCCAGCCAAGAUCAAUUGGGAGAGAGUCUGUGUGAAGGAGAACGAAAAGCAGGCUGAAGAACAGCUGAAGAAGAUGUUUGAGAGUCGGCCCAUCUGGUCCCGGAACGCAGUCAAGGCCAACAUCAACAUCCACCCUGAUAAACUGAAGCUGCUGCUGCCCGUCUUCGCCUACUACAUGGUGACAGGACCAUGGAGAAGUCUGUGGGUGCGGCUGGGCUACGACCCCCGAAAGACCAAAGAGUCCAAGAAGUACCAGUUACUGGACUUCAGGAUCCGCUGUAGCACCAAGCACGGAUAUUCAUUUUCUGAUAUGCCAGUGAAGGCCAAGAGGAGCGCCCUUAACUACAGUCUGCCCAUCACAUUCAACAAAACAGUUUCCCAGGCAGCAAGCGUGAUGGAACUUUCAGCUCAGGAAGGUCCAAGUACCAGUCGAGAUCCAGUCCCAGUCUCGUACCAGCUGAAGGAGUCAUCCUACAUCUUCAGAGAAGGCAUGCUGCCUCCUCACAGACAGAUGUUUUACCAGCUCUGUGAUUUGGAUGUGGAAAGUAUCAAACAGGUGAUCGAACAGAUGGGUGAUGAUGAGCAGCCGUGUGACGAGCGGGACGGCUGGUGUGUUCUUGGCACCACCGACAAGCUGAGGGACAUGAUCUCAGCCAUGAUCAAGAAGGUCAUCCGAAUCCAGAAGCCACCAUUGCCGGAUUAUCCCAAGAAACGCAGACGCAUCGGCCUGACUGCAAAAUUCCCAGGGAGAGAUUCGGAUACAGAGGAAGAGGUGCAGGAUGAUGAGAACAAGGACGAUGAGGGUGAUGAAGAUGAGGAUGAUGAGUUUCAGCCGUCGGAGGGAAGUGAAAAUGAGAUGGAGACAGAGAUUCUGGACUACAUGUAACAACCGAAAACCAUUUUGAUGACAUUCAUCUUGAAUCUGUUAAUAUGUUUCUAGAUUCUGUAAAAGUUUUGAGGCAAAUGUAAAUAAAAAAGUAUUUCUAGUUGUUUAUGUA
This is a messenger RNA of Epinephelus lanceolatus (giant grouper), 1833 nucleotides long. RefSeq names its product general transcription factor IIIC, polypeptide 5 (gene gtf3c5). NCBI's taxonomy places the organism in Eukaryota, Metazoa, Chordata, Actinopteri, Perciformes, Serranidae. Gene Ontology annotation, biological process: transcription initiation at RNA polymerase III promoter. Gene Ontology annotation, cellular component: transcription factor TFIIIC complex. The record is from RefSeq and is a predicted model, not a curated record. Gene Ontology annotation, molecular function: RNA polymerase III type 2 promoter sequence-specific DNA binding; RNA polymerase III type 1 promoter sequence-specific DNA binding.